Molecule: messenger RNA, 3210 nt
Organism: Xiphias gladius (swordfish)
Lineage: Eukaryota; Metazoa; Chordata; Actinopteri; Istiophoriformes; Xiphiidae
Gene: eps8l2
Product: EPS8 like 2
Exons: 21
Coding region: 329-2383 (684 amino acids)
Biological process (GO): positive regulation of ruffle assembly; Rho protein signal transduction; regulation of Rho protein signal transduction
Cellular component (GO): ruffle membrane; vesicle; plasma membrane
Molecular function (GO): actin binding
Source: RefSeq, a predicted model, not a curated record
ACUCAGCCACAGCGAGGUGUACCCGGGGCUCCUCCCCUCUCAGAUUACCUUACCUGCAGAGCGGCCUAUCACUGACCCGCUCCCGCUUUGCCCCCUCAGCGACUGUCUCUGAGGGCCGGCGACAGACGCCUGCGCUCCGCUGUCGGUAGGGCAGCUGCGUAGUUUCCAGUUUUGGACACCGACGGCGGAAGGCUACGCGCAUAUCGAUACAUUUCUGGGGGAUCGACCGCAGGCGGUGACGGCAGGCUGAUGCUUCAGGUGCUGUCUCGCCCACGUUUGUCUCCUUGAGUAUCCCGCCCGGAAAACACCACUGUGGAUGCCUUAAAUAAUGAGUGUCCUGGGACCUCUGUCGCGGCAAGCCAAUGGAGUGGCCAGAUCGGACAGCAAGAUCAGCGCCAAGGCCCUUUACGAACAGAGGAAGAAAUACUCCAACUCCAAUUAUAUCAUGCAUGAGACGUCGCAGUAUCAUGUUGAGCAUCUCUCCACGUUCAUGAUGGACAAGACGGAGUCCAUUAACACAGUGGAUGAUGCCGUCAAGAAACUGGUCCUCCUGGAUUCAAAGGACAAAAUAUGGACGCAGGAGAUGCUCCUCCAGGUCACCGACAAGGCGGUCAGGCUGCUGGACUGUGACACACAGGAGGAGUUGGAGAACUUUCCUCUCUCCACCAUCCACAUGUGUCAGACAGUGCUGAAUCAGACACGCUACCUCUCGGUGCUGCUGCUCGUGUGUCAGGACAAGGAGCAGCACAAACCUGACAUCCACUUCUUCCACUGCGACGAGGUGGAGGCUGAGAUGGUUCAUGCAGAUAUAGACAGUGCCAUUGGAGACAACAAGCAUGGAAAGAAAAUGAGGCUUCAGACUCUGAAGGUGAACCAGGAGAAAAUGAAGCGUCACAGAGAAACCAUCCUCCCCCAUUCAGCCCCCAAGGGCCCCUCACCUGCUCCAAAGGGAAGAGUGGCUGCCACAAACACACAGGAUGUAGAUAGACGAGCCGUGGGACAAAAUGACACAGAGUCGCACAAAAAGCUGGCCCAGCGCAUUGAGAAGGAUGUGCAAAUCCUCAACUCUGCCCUGGAUGACAUAGAAAUCUUUGUGGCGCGGCUGCAAAAGGCAGCAGAGGCCUUUUCCCAGCUCAACCAGCGCAACAAGAGUAAGAAGAAUAAGAAGAAAGGACCAGCAGAGGGCAUGCUGACCCUACGAGCCAAGCCCCCCUCUGAAGCAGAGUUCAUUGAUAGCCUGCAGAAACUGAAGCUGGCCUUCAACCUCUUGGCCAAACUGAAGAAACACAUACAGAAUCCGAGCGCAUCUGAGCUGGUUCAUUUCCUCUUUGGUCCUCUGGAGCUGGUGCUGCAGAGCUGCGGGAGUCCUGAACUGGCACGUUCAGUCAUCUCUCCCCACCUUUCCAAAGAUACUGUUGACUUCCUGCGGGGACACCUCAUCCCCAAAGAGAUGACCAUCUUUGAGCUGUUAGGGGACGGAUGGACCAAACCCAGAGCAGAGUGGCCCAGGGAUCAGUGUGCUCCUCCUUAUUACCCAAAGUUUCGUAACGGCUGGGAGCCGCCAGUGGAGCUCUUCAGGACGGCCCCCUGGGAAACAGAAGGGCCCACAGGGCCACUGGGGUCCUUCACCAGCCCCGAUUACAGAAGACAAUCAAUGGAAGAGUUUUAUGGAACUCAUUCCUCAAACUUAUCAGAUGGGUCGUACAACGGGAAGCCCCACACCCGCAAAUAUGCCAAAAUUCGCUACCACUUUGUAGCGCGGAAUGCUAAUGAGCUGUCGGUGCUGCAGGAUGAAAUCCUUGAGGUAAUAGAGGAUGACAAACAGUGGUGGAAACUACGGAACCGCAGCGGCCAGGCCGGCUAUGUCCCAUUUAACAUCCUGGACGUUGUGAAGAUAGAGGAGCCAGAAGGCAUCUACAGCCAGCAAGGCUACAGGACGUCACCUCCUGGUUCUCUGAGCCAGGGAGACAGUUUCAACAAGAGUAGACCGAAAGACAAAAUGAUGGAUGAAGUCAACAAUGAGUUAUUGAUGAUGAUCACUGCUAACAAAAGCCAGCCGCCCGCCAGGAAGUUCCGUGUGGAGCGUUCAUCCGGCAGCCAAGUACCGCUCACCUUUGACUCAAACCCAGAGCAGGUGAUCGAAUGGCUCAUCGCAAAAGGUUUCUCAAAGCCGACAGUUGAAUGUUUGGGGAUCCUGACUGGAGCACAACUAUUUUCCCUCAACAAAGAAGAACUGAAGGCGGUGUGUGGAGAUGAAGGUGGUCGUGUCUACUGUCAAAUCACUGUACAGAAGACACAGCUAGAGAAGACCAAUGGUGACUCAGAGCUGCAGGAGAUCAUGAAGCGGAGGCAGGAGAGGAUCAACUCUGGCGGCAAAGACUGAAUAUGCCAACCAGCAUGACUCAUCCAGACGCUCCUUCUCACUGCAGCAGCUUCUUAAAUCAAUCUACUGUUAAUUAUUACCAGCAGUAGAACGUAAUGAAAAGUUGUAUAAAUUUUAAUUGUAUAUUUAUUUUUACGUAUGUGUACGUAUUCAAGUGUUUUCUUGUCUAAUUAUGUUGCGUUUGUUUUUCAUUGUCUCAGUGGAUUUUGUCGUUGAAGAGAUGUUUGUGUAUGAAAAGAGGAAUACAUGAAAUUAUGCACAGUUUGGUGUGUGUGGGACUGUGUGUACGUGCGCAUGUAUAUGCACAACAUGUAUGUAACGUACAUAUUUGUACAAGCAGUGUAAUUGAUGUUUUAUGGUCAUUGUCGAUAUUGCAGCUGUUUACUAGAAGACCCGGUAAAUUAGUAGAUGUUAGCUAUUGAAUAUCUAAAUCUGUGCCAGAAUGUGUAACACAUCUUCUGAUAUAUAGCCAAUUAUUUUCAAAUGACUGUUUACAGCUAUAGAAUAUUAUAAACCAAUGAAAGUCCUCCUAGCAGAUAUCAGAAAUACAGUACUCAUCCUUGUAAAUAAUUUUGCUGUCUAUAAUCCAAAUUCAGACAUUGUGGCAAGGUUGCAACCCACAGAGAAACUCACAGUAAUCCUGCAUGAAGUCAUUGUCCGUAAUUACAAAAUGCUGUCAUUAAUGUGUUUUUUUGUAGCAUGGUAUUUUGCAGCUUAAACUACAUCGACACAGGGAAAUUAAGUAGUAUAUAGGGGAGAGUAUGUUGCUCUGCUAUGAAUAAUAAAUGGAGAUGUAGACAAAACAUUCAACGGGGUUGUAAAUAUUU